AUGCGAGCUCAGGUUCUCGAAGCCUUCAACACACCUUAUGUCCUCAAGGAUGUGAAAAAGCCAGAUGCCCCGACAGGCCAAGACUUGCUGGUCCAGGUUCAGGCGGCUUCAUAUUGCCACACUGAUGCAGUCUUCGCGUCUGGCGCCAUGUGGCAAGACCUCCCUCGCGUCGGAUCACACGAGUUUGCAGGCGUCAUUGUGGCUAUGGGAGAUGAUGUUUCCAAAGACCUUGGACUGUCUGUAGGAACUCCAGUCGGAGUUCCUGGCCGUGCAUUCCAUCCUUGCGGUUCUUGCUACGAAUGCCGUGUCAACGACGGUGACCCCCAUGGAUAUGGCGUGUACUGCACCAAAGCCGGCAACCUCGGCCUCUCACGGGAUGGCGGUUUUCAAGAGUUUUGCAUCGUGGAUUCCCGCCAGGUUGCGCCGAUGCCAAAAAACAUGACUGCCGUGGAUACGGCGCCACUCAUGUGUGCGGGCCUUACUAUCUGGAAUUCUCUCCAGGCAGCCCGUGUUACGUUGAAAGAGGGAGGCGGCGACGGCCUCACAGUUGCCAUCUCUGGGGCCGGUGGUGGACUUGGUCAUCUGGGCGUACAAUUUGCUGUCAAGCUGGGUUGCCGAGUUGUAGCGAUUGAUGCCAGCGACGGCGCGCUCGAAUUGCUUCGCCAGGUUGUUGAUUCGCUAGGUCCAUUGUCACACAAAGUUUCCAUCGUGGAUGCCCGUACACAAACCCCUGAGGAUGUCCGCAUAGAGACAUGUGGCAAGCCAGAGAACGACCUGCCCGGUGAAAAGGGCGUCGAUGCUCUCUUAGUUCUCCCAGAGGCUCAGCAGGCUCUGACAUAUGGAAUGAAGUUGAUCAAAGACCACGGUAUUUGCGUUACUGUCUCUUUUCCCAAAGAGGGAUUCCUGAUACAGCCUCGUGAUCUGGUCUUCCGCCAUAUUGAGAUGAAAGGUGUUCUGGUUGGCCGAAAUCAUCAACUUAGAGAGAUGCUCAAUUUCGCGGCGAAGAAAGAUGUUCGCGCAAAGACUAGGACGUACAAACUAGAGGACCUCAACCAACUGGUGACUGACUAUCAUAACGGCGUCAAUGGUAAACUUGUUGUGGAUAUGACGAAAUAA
Molecule: messenger RNA, 1116 nt
Organism: Trichoderma breve
Lineage: Eukaryota; Fungi; Ascomycota; Sordariomycetes; Hypocreales; Hypocreaceae
Product: alcohol dehydrogenase groES-like domain-containing protein
Exons: 1
Coding region: 1-1116 (371 amino acids)
Molecular function (GO): oxidoreductase activity
Source: RefSeq, a predicted model, not a curated record